CUACAAGUGUAGCUUCGAGAGGAGGAGAAACACACCGACUUCUCAAAUGUCAAAUGAGGGUGGAGUGUGUGACGUUCAUCAGGCAGAACGGGAGGGGGAACGAGAAAGAAAGGGAAGAACUUUUUCCGACUAUUUCUUCUUCUUCCAAACAGAAAUUUAAUACAAAACGUGUUAACCUAGGCGCUUCAGGUCGCGAAUGAAUGCAGCGAUAAACAAAAGACAAGAAAGAAGGAGGAUAAACAAGCGUUUGCGGAGAUCCCUCAGAUGCCUCUGUGCAACAGAUGACAGCAUUAAAAAUUAGCACAGCGUGAAGCCUGUGGCCCUUUGACAGAAACGGAUCUCCCCUUCAGCAUGACUUCUGAACUGGACUCUAGUUUGACCAGCAUUGACUGGCUUCCUCAGCUGGGAAUCAGCACUUUGCGAUCAGGGAAAGAAAGAGUGGAGCGAAAAAAAGAAGGAGGAAGAGAGAAGGACAUCCCUCCCAUACCUACACCGUCCCCUGGAUCCAAUUCCAAAGUGAAACCUCCUCACAGCUACGCCACUCUGAUAGCCAUGGCGAUAAGUUCUGCUCCUGAAAUGAAGCUGAGUUUGAAUGAUAUUUACACAUGGAUCAGCAACACAUUUCCUUUUUAUAGCAGAGCAGGAAGAGGAUGGAAGAACUCAAUUCGACACAAUUUGUCCCUCAAUAAAUGUUUCCGGAAAGUUCCUCGACCACAGAGCGAUCCUGGGAAGGGCUCAUACUGGACGAUGGAUGUACCGCCUGAGUCAACUCAACCCAGGGCAGUCAAACGUCCUUAUCCUAAAGAGGAGGAGGCUCCAUUCUCAGAGGCCCAAGUGCCUGUCAGUCAAGCAGAGCCCCUCCCACCUCAGCCAGACAGCAAAAGCACGUUCUCUCCCCCUCCUUGCAAGCAACGUCCGAGCAUCCCAGUACCAACAUCUCUUCCUUCGAACCCUCAUGCUGAUCCCUCCCUUCGAUUCUCCUUUGCUGAUUUGAACUUACCAGAUUUGUACAAUUCCUUCCAGUCCCUCUGUCGCUCCGUGAGUGAGAGAGUCACCUCACAAUCGGACGUUACCAAUUUACUUGGACUAACCCAUGACAGUGCACCGCUCCACACGCCAACCCUGCCUCCCCUCUCCCCCUGCCCCUGUCCAAACCCUAAUAUGAACCAGUACACCAACCCCAACCCUAAUCUUAACCCAAACCUCAAUACCAAUGGCAACUUCAACCCAAAUACACCUAAUACUAACUGUAGUUUUAUACACAACCUAAACCCAAACCAGAACUCUAACAUUAAUCCAAACUCCAACACUGAGCCUGACAAGCUACUGCACAGUAAUGCUGUUCCUGCAGAUUGGUUCAGUAACGCUGACUCUUUGAGAGAGAGUUUCAGAAUUGCUAGUAGUUUGGACUGGGCUAACAUUGAUCUCACCAGUCACCCUGACCUGGUAGAGAGCAUGCGGCAGGCUGAGCUCUGUGACUGGGCAUUGGAUUCAACGCUCUUCACCUCACUCUGUGAUUCACUCAACCGUUUCUUCACUCAGAAGGGUCUCAUUAGCUCAUCUUCUGGUGGCCCCUCCUCUUUUGGACAAAUGGCCCCACAUCCUAUGAAUAUGCCGCCCACUAACCUUCCCAGCCUUGCUAGUUUAACUCAACCCUCUCCACUCAUCUACUCCACUCAGCUCCCUCCUGGCACUAGUGAAUCUCCCCUCCAAAGUCCCAGGAGAACCCUGACUCCUCACACCCAGAACCAGACAGCACAAAGAUCCCUGGGGCUGCAGCCCACCACGAGCCAGCCACUGACUCCUAAUGCACUUCAAACUCAACCCCUGACCCCCACAGGACGUCCACACUUGAAGAAAGUCAACAGUGAGGAAAUCCAGGAUGAUUUCGACUGGGAUUCUUUGAUUGAAUAAAUUUGUUUGCAGAUAAAUACACCGUAAAGAAAACAUGAGCCAAUAAUUGC
Cyprinus carpio (common carp) is the source of this 1964-nucleotide messenger RNA. RefSeq names its product forkhead box J2 (gene foxj2). Gene Ontology annotation, molecular function: RNA polymerase II cis-regulatory region sequence-specific DNA binding; DNA-binding transcription factor activity, RNA polymerase II-specific. Gene Ontology annotation, cellular component: nucleus. The record is from RefSeq and is a predicted model, not a curated record. Lineage: Eukaryota; Metazoa; Chordata; Actinopteri; Cypriniformes; Cyprinidae. Gene Ontology annotation, biological process: regulation of transcription by RNA polymerase II.